Molecule: messenger RNA, 1362 nt
Organism: Antrostomus carolinensis (chuck-will's-widow)
Lineage: Eukaryota; Metazoa; Chordata; Aves; Caprimulgiformes; Caprimulgidae
Product: zinc finger protein 501-like
Exons: 2
Coding region: 1-1362 (453 amino acids)
Biological process (GO): regulation of DNA-templated transcription
Molecular function (GO): RNA polymerase II cis-regulatory region sequence-specific DNA binding; DNA-binding transcription factor activity, RNA polymerase II-specific
Source: RefSeq, a predicted model, not a curated record
AUGGACACAUCAACCACAGGUGACCCCGAGAUCGUAGAGUUGGAUACAACCACCUUGUUGGGUCACGUGGAAGAAGGUUCAUCAGGUGAACAAAGCCCAACACGGGAGACUCUACGUUGGACCGUGGUCCAACAAAUCGAUUCUCCUGGAAGAACAGGAGGUCGUCGUGGUGGUAAAACCAGAUCAGGAGCUGGUACCUUCUCCAAUUUUAAGAGCAUCAUCGUGUUGCAGAAGAGUUACGAGUGUGGAGAAUGUGGAAAGAGCUUCAGUUGUAGCUCCCACUUCAGCAAACAUCGAAGAACCCACACGGGUGAGAAACCAUUUCUGUGUCUCCACUGUGGUAAAAGCUUCAACGUCAGUUCCAACCUUUACCGACAUCAACGAUCUCACCUGGCUCAACCAUCUCCACCACCGAAUCCAUCUUCACGUCCACGAGGGUUACCAUAUAAAUGUGAAGAAUGCGGGAGAUGUUUUCGAAGGAAUAAAGAGUUGGUGACCCAUCAACGUUUCCACACCGGUCGUUUACCUUUUCAAUGUGGUCAUUGUGGGAAGAGCUUCAGUUGGAGUUCUCAUUUCCAUCGUCAUCAACGUGUCCACACCGGUGAGAAACCAUAUCAAUGUCCUGAGUGUGGGAAAUGUUUUAGUCGAAGUUCUCACCUCUACCGUCAUCAACGUACCCACGCCGGUGGUCGCUCUUAUAUCUGUACUUAUUGUGGACGUAGUUUUGGUAGCAUCCUCCAUUUUGAUCGUCAUCAACGUACCCAUAAAGGUCAACGACCUUAUAAAUGUACUUUGUGCCGGAAAAGUUUUGGUGAUGGGUCAACUUUGGUGAAACAUCAACGUCUUCAUCUAAACGAUGGGCUUUUGAGUUGUGAAGAAUGCGGGAAAGCUUACGGUUCUCGCGCUCAAUAUAUCCGUCAUCGACGUAACCACCACGGUGAUGAUGGUGGUGGUGAUGGUGGUGGUGGUGGUGAGAAACCGUAUCGUUGUGGUGAUUGUGGGAAGAGUUUUUCAUGGAGUUCACAUUGGGAAAGACAUCAACGGAUCCACACCGGUGAACGACCGUAUCAAUGCGGCGAUUGCGGGAAAAGGUUUGGUAGAACAUCUCAUCUUUAUCGUCAUCAACGUACUCACGCUGGUGGACAACCUCAUAUCUGUCCAGAUUGUGGCAAGAGUUUCAACAGUACCUUCCACUUCCAGAAACAUCAACGUGGUCACGCCGGUAUCAGACAUUCUUGUCCAGAUUGUGGGAAAACAUUCGCUGACGGUUCGGCGUUGUCCAAACAUCGCCGAGCUCAUCAAGGUCUCAUCUUCAUCGGCAUCUUCGGAAUCACCGGCGAGAAGAACCAGCAGAAGAAUUAG